AUGGACUACGCUGAACUAAUCAGUAGAAUUGGAGGGAAUCAGACUUUCAGCGUUUGCACCAAGGCCACUGAAACUAUAAUCACUCCGCCCAAUUGUACACCGCUGCCAAGCGUACCGACCACCCCAGACGUUUCAUUUUCAAUUCUCAGUCCCUUGAAACCCAAAAAAACCCAAGCGCUACUGCCCACUAUUCCGUCCGGCGAAGAAUUUCCCGCUUCUGAAUGGUAUUCUAUGGUCGAUGAGGCACCAGCGAGUCAUCAUUUUUACAAUUCUAAAUAUGAACCUGGCAAUUCACAAAAAUUCCUCAAAACUGUAAUGAAAGAAUAUAAACUUUUGCAAGAUUCUUUACCGUCUAACGUCUAG
Messenger RNA from Ceutorhynchus assimilis (cabbage seed weevil), 363 nucleotides. The record is from the annotation of a GenBank genome assembly. NCBI's taxonomy places the organism in Eukaryota, Metazoa, Arthropoda, Insecta, Coleoptera, Curculionidae.